AUGGAACAAACUUUGCGUGGACUGGACGUCAAGGAAGGAGACAAUGUGCUGGACGAACUUGCUACUUCGUUGCAGAACGGAUCCACGAAAGAGACCCGCCGCCCUUCCAAGGGAACUCGGUUCUUCCGUGGCUUACGACGUGCUGCUGGAAUAUCUGGAGAACGAGCUGUUGCAACAUUUGGCGAUCCAAGUGGAUGCGUCACGAAUAUUUGCAAGUGCACACCAGAGAUGGCUCGAGAUGGCCACCACAAAGUUGGAACUCUUAGUCCUAACUGGUCGAGUAACCUUCGACUGGAGUUCCCAGGCUGUGCCCGGGGCUUUACGUAUUUUUUGAAGGUGGAGGUAUUUCAAAGCCGCUUUAUGCUGCCGGAUGAACUACUGGGUGUUUGCAAGAUCAACGUCACACCACAUUUAUCGCUUGUUUCGGGGUCUGCAGAUGCUAAGGCGAACGGUGCACUUCCUCGCUGGCACAAUCUAUGUGACCAGUAUAAUGAUUGCAAGGAAUCAUGGGCACCACCGACAGUAUUUCGCGGACGGAUCCAGCUUGGCAUCAUUUUUGCUCCUUCAGUUACAUCUGCAGAGAAUUUUCCUCAAUCUCAGGGACUGCGGCGCAUGGCAAGUGAUGGAAGUCUGAUGGGACCUAGACGAAGUUCUGCCGAUGAAGUUUUGCUGCAGAGCCUGUCGAGAUACGACCUUUGCGAAGUUGUUAGAUAUGAUAAACGAGGCGCUACUGCUACGUUCGAUAUCCCAGCGGGCAUAGGAGGACGUUAUGUAUCUCGUCAAAUUCGAAGCAGAACAGGUUCCUUUGUGAAACAACGUGCGCAUGGUCUGACGAACGCAGAAGCUGCGACAGCGAUUAUUAAUGAAACGCAUGAGCUUGCGCGACUAGCUCGCAAUAACCAUAGCUUUUCGGGCAAAAUUACAACUUUCGAUGUCCCGAAAAAGUACCAGCUGAUCAAGGUGGUGGGUGCUGGUACCUACGGUGAAGUGGUCGCUGCAAGUGAUGUUGAGUCAGGAACAACCGUUGCUAUAAAAAAGAUCACCAAUGCGUUCCAAGACCUGCCCGAUACGAAGCGCAUUCUUCGUGAAUUGUUUUUGCUCCGACAGCUGAAUCUCAUGGAAGCUGAUUUGCAUCGUGUAAUUCAUUCUACGCAAACACUGACGGACGAGCACGUAGCGCACUUCAUGCGACAGCUUUUACGUGGGUUGGCUUACUUGCACUCCGCGAAUCUUCUCCAUCGAGAUUUGAAACCAUCAAACAUCUUGGUCACGAGUACGUGUGAAGUCAAGAUAUGUGAUCUUGGUCUAGCACGCUACGUGGAUUAUUCCAAGUCGAAAUGUAUUAGGGGAUCGUCUCCUGAGGACGCGUUUGUGGAGCUGACUGAAUAUGUAGUUACGCGGUGGUAUCGCGCGCCUGAAAUUCUUCUGGACGGAUGCCGGUAUGAUAAACCUUCUGAUUUGUGGUCUGCAGGCUGCAUUUUGGGUGAGCUGCUUGGCCGGAAACCGUUAUUCCCGGGGUCUAGUACAACUAACCAGCUGAACAAAAUCUUUAACAUACUUGGUACACCCGAUACCUUUUACAUCGCCAAAAUCUACAAAGAAGCAGCACAGAAGUGGGUCCAUCGCCAACGACGGCGUUCGAAGAUUCCUUUUGAAGAGUUGUAUCCAAACGCAAAUCAAAAGGCAUUGGACCUUUUGGACAAGCUUCUCGUGUAUGACCCGAAGAAGCGUAUUACUGCUGUUGAGGCUCUGAAACAUCCGUAUCUGCGUGAGGCAUUUCGGUCAGGUAUGAGUGAUAACACUGGAGAUGACGAGACGUUCUAUUACAAUGAAGCAGAACAGAACGAGGACAAGUUUGUGGGUAAAAUUGAUGACUCUAAUGAAUACGUACCCGAGACAAAGCAAGAAAUGCAAAAGGCAGUGUUUGAGCAGGUAUGCCACUUCCACCCUGAGGCGCGCGAGUAUGAGGAGUGGUUAAAGAAGCACGACAAGAAGUUUUGUGUUGACUCGAAAACUGGCAAACUCAUACCUAUCAAGACUGGCAUCAUGCUUAAACCCACGACGGCUGAGCCGCACAAGAUAGCAGGUCUAGGGUCCGUGGCGUUUUGGCACGUGCACGAUGAAGAUGAAGAUGAGCGUACCUUCUGUGGGAUAGCAUCAUUGUGGCAGUGCUACCGACAAUUUUGA
Peronospora belbahrii is the source of this 2187-nucleotide messenger RNA. NCBI's taxonomy places the organism in Eukaryota, Oomycota, Peronosporomycetes, Peronosporales, Peronosporaceae. The record is from the annotation of a GenBank genome assembly.